This is a messenger RNA of Sodiomyces alkalinus F11, 1419 nucleotides long. RefSeq names its product citrate synthase. The transcript has 5 exons. Gene Ontology annotation, biological process: citrate metabolic process; carbohydrate metabolic process; tricarboxylic acid cycle. Gene Ontology annotation, cellular component: mitochondrial matrix. The record is from RefSeq and is a predicted model, not a curated record. The coding region runs from base 1 to 1419 and encodes 472 amino acids. NCBI's taxonomy places the organism in Eukaryota, Fungi, Ascomycota, Sordariomycetes, Glomerellales, Plectosphaerellaceae.
AUGGCUUCUGUCUCGCGCAUCGGCUCCUCUGCCCUGCGAGCUUCGCUCCGGGCUCCCUCUUUCAACAGCCGGGUCGCGGCCUUCAAUGCCGCCCGGUGCUACUCGGCCAAGACUCAGACUCUAAAGGAGCGUUUCGCCGAGCUCCUCCCCGAGAAGAUCGAGGAGAUCAAGGCCCUUCGGAAGGAGCAUGGCUCCAAGGUCGUCGACAAGGUCACCCUUGACCAGGUCUACGGCGGUGCCCGUGGCAUCAAGUGCCUUGUCUGGGAGGGAUCCGUUCUUGACGCCGAGGAGGGCAUCCGCUUCCGUGGCAAGACCAUCCCCGAGUGCCAGGAGGUUCUCCCCAAGGCCCCCGGCGGCAAGGAGCCUCUUCCUGAGGGUCUCUUCUGGCUUCUCCUGACUGGCGAGGUUCCCUCCGAGCAGCAGGUCCGCGACCUCUCCGCCGAGUGGGCUGCUCGCUCCGACCUCCCCAAGUUCGUUGAGGAGCUCAUCGAUCACUGCCCGACCGACCUCCACCCCAUGGCCCAGUUCUCGCUCGCCGUCACCGCGCUGGAGCACUCCUCUUCGUUCGCCAAGGCCUAUGCUAAGGGUAUCAACAAGAAGGAGUACUGGGGCUACACCUUUGAGGACUCCAUGGACCUCAUUGCCAAGCUCCCCAACAUCGCCGCCCGCAUCUACCAGAAUGUCUUCAAGGGUGGCAAGGUCGCCCCCAUCCAGAAGGACAAGGACUACUCGUUCAACUUCGCCAACCAGCUCGGCUUCGGCGACAACGCCGACUUCGUCGAACUGCUCCGCCUCUACCUGACCAUCCACACCGACCACGAGGGCGGUAACGUCAGCGCUCACACCACCCACCUGGUCGGCAGCGCCCUCAGCUCGCCCUACCUCUCGCUCGCCGCCGGCCUCAACGGUCUGGCCGGUCCCUUGCACGGCCUGGCCAACCAGGAGGUGCUGAACUGGCUCACCGAGAUGAAGAAGGUCGUUGGUGACGACCUCAGCGACAAGGCCAUCACUGACUACCUGUGGUCCACCCUGAACGCUGGCCGUGUCGUGCCCGGUUAUGGCCACGCCGUCCUGCGCAAGACUGACCCUCGUUAUACUGCUCAGCGCGUCUUCGCUCAGGAGAAAAUGCCCGAGGACCCCAUGUUCAAGCUCGUCAGCCAGGUGUACAAGAUCGCCCCCAAGGUGCUGACGGAGCACGGCAAGACCAAGAACCCUUACCCCAACGUCGACGCCCACUCCGGCGUCCUCCUGCAGUACUACGGCCUGACCGAGGCCAGCUACUACACCGUUCUCUUCGGCGUGUCUCGCGCCAUUGGUGUGCUUCCCCAGCUGAUCAUCGAUCGCGCUGUCGGCGCGCCCAUCGAGCGCCCCAAGAGCUUCUCGACCGCCAAGUGGGUUGAGAUUGCCAAGAAGCUGUAA